AUGGAUGAUCAUUCAGAAACUAGUUCAGACAAUGAUUGUGGCAAGGUGUUUUUAAUUCGAUAUAUAAUUGAAUUCAUUCGAAAAAACCAUUCUUUACAAUGGAAAUCGGUUACAUCUGUUGCGGCAACAAUAAAAUUCCUUGUACAAGGCUCUUACCAUAAAGGCGUAGGUAAUGAUUUUAUAAUUGGACUGUCACAACCUGCAAUUAGUAAAGUGUUGAACGAGGUAUUAGAGUGCAUGCAUAUUCAAAUGUGCUCCAAAUAUGUCAAGUUUCCAAUAACUACUGAAGAAAAGACACGUAUUUCCGAUUGGUUUCAAACCAGAUUCAAAAUACCAAAUGUGAUUGGCAUGAUAGAUGGGACACAUAUUGGGAUUUUUCCCCCAGCAGUCGAAAAUGAAGACUACCCAGAAUUUGCCUAUGUUAACAGGAAAAAAAUUUCAUUCCAUAAAUACUCAAAUUUACCUAUUGUAUUACAGAUAGUUGACAAUGAGUACCGUAUUUUAAACGUGAGUGCAAAAUUCCCAGGAUCCACACACGAUUCUCAUAUAUGGAGAAUGAGUGCAGUUAGGCAACACCUUUGUAACACAUAUCGGAAUUUCAAAGAAUGGUUGCUGGGAGAUUCUGGGUAUCCUCUUGAACCGUGGUUAUUGACACCAUUUUCUAACCCAAACAAUGACGAUUAUCAAAUAUUUAAUAAGGUCCAUUCUAAGGCUCGUUCAACUGUUGAACGUGCAAUAGGAGUUUUAAAAGGCAGAUGGAGGUGCUUAUGUAAACAAAGAAACCUGCACUACAAGCCCCCUGUCUGCAGUAAGAAUAUAAAUGCAUGUGCUACACUCCACAACAUCUGUAUUCAAAUGGAUGAUUAUUUACCAGUAGAUGAAAUUCUUGUGGAUAAUUAUGACGAUGAUGUUAUUCAUUUUGAAAAUACAAUGUAUAACGUAGGAGAUGAAAAUCGGAGAGCACAAUGUUUUUGUCAGACUUCGACAAAAAAUCAAUAA
Messenger RNA from Acyrthosiphon pisum (pea aphid), 999 nucleotides. Its product is annotated as putative nuclease HARBI1. The record is from RefSeq and is a predicted model, not a curated record. Lineage: Eukaryota; Metazoa; Arthropoda; Insecta; Hemiptera; Aphididae. The transcript is spliced from 6 exons. Bases 1 to 999 code for a protein of 332 amino acids.